GAGUGGGGACGUCCUGCUUCAGAGCGGGUAUCUUCGUUGCGCCAGCGACUAAAAAGAGAAUUAAAUAUGGGUGAUGUUGAGAAAGGCAAGAAGAUUUUUAAGUGUUCCCAGUGCCACACCGUUGAAAAGGGAGGCAAGUACAAGACUGGGCCAAAUUUCCAUGGUCUCUUCCGGUGGAAGACAAGUCAGGCCCCUGGAUACUCUUACACAGCCACCAAUAAGAACAAAGGCAUCACCUGGGGAGAGGAUACACUGAUGGAGUAUUUGGAGAAUCCCAAGAAGUACAUCCCUGGAACAAAAAUGAUCUUUGUCGGCAUUAAGAAGAAGGAAGAAAGGGCAUACUUGAUAGCUUAUCUCAAAAAAGCUACUAAUGAGUAAUAAUUGGCCACUGCCUUAUUUAUUACAAAACAGAUGUCUCAUGACUUUUUUAUGUGUACCAUACUUUAAUAGAUCUCAUACACCAGAAUUCAGAUCA
Molecule: messenger RNA, 475 nt
Organism: Chlorocebus sabaeus (green monkey)
Lineage: Eukaryota; Metazoa; Chordata; Mammalia; Primates; Cercopithecidae
Source: RefSeq, a predicted model, not a curated record